AUGGGAAGAGGGACAGCAGAAACUAAAGCAGCAGAUGAGGCGGUGGCAUUGGCAAUAGACAAGGACAAAGGAAGCCAGCAUGCUAUCAAAUGGGCUGUUGAUCAUCUUCUCACUAAGGGCCAACAUCUCACCCUCCUCCAUGUCAAACAUACCCUUCCCAAUCAUGUUUCGGUCUCCGAAGAGGGGGAGGAAGCUGAAAAUGUAUACAAAAAACCGGUUGAUGCUGAAACAAAAGAACUGUUUCUUCCAUUCCGUUCCUUUUGCAAGAAAAAGUUGAUAAAGUGCGAUGAAGUCGUAGUUGAGGCUGCUGAUAUACCGAAAGCCCUCAUCAACUAUGUUAUCUCUAAUUCAAUUGAGAUUUUGGUACUUGGUGCACCAUCAAGACACAGUUUUUUCAGAUCCUUCAAAGUAACAGAUGUUCCAAGUUGUGUGAUAAAAGGGGUACCGGAUUUUUGCACUCUGUAUGUCAUUGGCAAAGGCAAGAUAUCCUAUAUGCAAACAGCUACCAUUCCACCACCCAAAAAAGCUCGUAACCAAAUUCAUAAACAAUCCAGCAAAGUUUCCGAAUCAAAUGGUACGCAAUCCAUGCGUAAACAGCAACCAAGAGCAUCAGGAAAGAGGACACAUUCUGCGCCCGAUAGCCUGAUGGUAGAUGACACUGAAAUCAAGCCACCCUUCACAAGAGGACGAGCUUCAAUGAACAACUCAUAUGACCUUUCGCAAGAGAGUACCGAUAUAUCGUUUGUGAGCAGUGGAAGGCCAAGUAUUGAUCAAUUUGACAACCGAAGCUCUGCGUCAUCUUACUCAAGACACCAGUGUAUUGACAUGAGCUCUUCCCCACAAGACUUCUCAUCAUCCUCAAUGGAAAGUGGAAAAUCAUGGUUAUCAUCACACAACAUGGAUGAAGUGGAAGCCGAGAUGUGGAGGCUCAAGCUAGAGCUCAAGCAAACAAUGGAUGUGUAUAACAUGGCCUGCAAGGAGGCGGUCACGUUAAAUCAUGAGGAACUUGACAGAUGGAAAUUGGAGGAGGAACAUAGAUUACAUGAGGCACACAUAACAGAGGAAGCUGCAUUGGCACUAAUAAAGAAGGAGAGAGAGAAAUGUAAGGCAGCCAUGGAGGCGGCAGAAGCAGCUCAAAGGAUUGCUGAAUUGGAAGCACAUAAAAGGAGGAACGCGGAAAUGAAAGCCCUUAAAGAAGCAGAAGAGAGGAACCAGGCAACAGAAGCAAGGGCAUAUAAUCUAAGGUACAGGAAAUACACAAUUGAGGAGAUUGAAGCAGGAACAAAUAAAUUUUCACAAACUGACAAGAUUGGAGAAGGAGGCUAUGGGCCAGUAUACAGGGGUGAACUGGAUCACACACAAGUGGCAGUCAAAAUUCUAAGUCCAGGUGCAGCGCAAGGACGUUCGCAGUUCCAACAAGAGGUUGAAGUAUUGAGCUGCAUACGACAUCCGAACAUGGUUCUCCUUCUUGGAGCCUGCCCAGAGUAUGGUUGUCUGGUCUAUGAGUACAUGGCUAAUGGGAGCUUAGAAGACCGUCUCUUCCAGCGAGGUAACACCCCAGUUAUUCCUUGGCAGCUAAGGUUCCGAAUCUCUGCAGAAAUUGCCACUGGGCUUUUGUUCCUUCACCAGUCCAAGCCAGAGCCACUUGUACACCGUGACCUAAAACCCGGCAACAUUUUGCUAGACCAUAACUAUGUUAGCAAGAUUAGUGAUGUAGGUCUGGCCAGGCUUGUUCCUCCAUCAGUAGCUGACUCUGUCACUCAGUACCGAAUGACAUCAACAGCUGGAACAUUCUGUUAUAUCGACCCAGAGUAUCAGCAAACCGGCAUGCUUGGAACAAAAUCUGAUAUCUACUCGCUUGGGGUCAUGCUUCUACAAAUAAUAACUGCCAAACCGCCGAUGGGUUUGACUCAUCAUGUUGAGCAGGCUAUUGAACUAGGGACCUUUGCUGAGUUGCUUGACCCUGCUGUUCCUGACUGGCCAAUUGAGGAGGCCUUGAGCUUUGCCAAGUUAUCUUUACAGUGUACUGAAAUGAGGCGAAAAGACAGACCAGAUCUUGCCAAGGUUGUGCUACCUGAGCUUAACAGAUUGAGAGCACUCGCCAAAGAUAGCAUGCAUUACAACAUGCUUGGUGGUUGUGGUGGUGGAGUAUACUCGCCAAGACAAGGCUCAGUUUCCAGAAAACAAGAUGUGCUGAGUGACAUGCAUCUACCAAGAUCUGGAUAUGAUAGUUCAAGGAGCCAUUCAAGCACAUCAUCUUAG
This is a messenger RNA of Prunus avium (sweet cherry), 2262 nucleotides long. The record is from RefSeq and is a predicted model, not a curated record. Lineage: Eukaryota; Viridiplantae; Streptophyta; Magnoliopsida; Rosales; Rosaceae.